Messenger RNA from Brassica rapa (field mustard), 1682 nucleotides. RefSeq lists its product as uncharacterized. Lineage: Eukaryota; Viridiplantae; Streptophyta; Magnoliopsida; Brassicales; Brassicaceae. The record is from RefSeq and is a predicted model, not a curated record.
UGUUACUAGAACUCCAAGUUUUUCUACUCUUAUCUAUUUAUGUAGUUUUCUUAUUAUUUUUUUAUGAAUUGCUUAGCCAUGUCUGAGUAGUUUUCUUUGUUAGAUUUAGGGUUUAGAUAUUAACGAGGGAUUAGCACAAAAUAUAGAAUUGCUAGGUGUUAGGAUAUCAAUCAAUUAAACUGUUCUUAAUGCAUGUGUUCUAGAAUAGCUAACUAUGACCUUGCCUAUAGAUAUUAGGGUGCAAGCGGAAGCUUGGUUCUUUGUCAAAAUUAGUUUACAUUGUGCUAGGAUUGUUAGAAACAAGCGGAAGGUGAUUUAGUUUAACCUAGUGAACAAGUCAAACCCGUACAUAAAGCUUGCUAGAAGGAACGUUAAUCGACAACUCAGUAGUUGCAUCGAUCGACGGGCUGAAAGGUGUAUCGAUCGACAAUCUAUAAUCGACAGUUUAAUUAUAAUUCAUUUAAAAUAAGUAUAUUUACACCACUUAUGUUCUUAAUUUAAUACUAAUUUUCUAAUUUUUCAUAUUAUUAUUUAUAUUGAUAAAAACACUUUUGCUCCUGCAUAAAAGACCAUAAUACUAGUAAAUUAAUAAAUUAUAUAAUUCUAAUAUUAUUAAUUUAUAAAAAAAAUUAUUGUAUAAAGUUAUUCCAUUUUAGAAGAAAAAAAUAGAAUAUGACAUGAGAAAUUCUCUAGAUAGACCUUUAAAAUGUUUUUGUCACAAAUAUAAACCUUAAAAUUAAAAAUAACCGAAAUAAACUUAAAUAUUUUAUCAAAAAACUAAAUAUAUACUUAUACCCUUAAAGUUAAUUAAUCUAGACAUUAGAGUUUACAGUUAAGGAGUAUAAUUUAAGGUUUAGCGUUUAAGGUUUAGAGUUUAGGAUUUAGAAUUUAAGAAUGGAAUUUUGGGAAUAUAAUUUCAAAUUUUUAAAAUUAAAAAUAAAUUAAAAUUUUCAGAAUAAAAAAUGCUAUUUUGAUCAUUUAGUUCUAUUCUAUUCUAGUGAAUUGCCCAUACGUAGAUGCUCUCUUAAACCAAAAAAAAAAACCAAAAAAAAAAUCAAAAAGCGGAAUCUAAUUUAGGGUGCGACGACAAUCUGUCUGACAAAGAUCCGAAACUGUGAGCUCUGAAUCCGUUACCUUGAUCGUAAUCGAUUUCGAAAGAUCUUUGAGUAUGGGAAGCAGAGCUAAUCGCGUGGGAGAAAGAUGGAAUCUGAUGGGCUAUGAAGAAAAAUCGAGCGUAAUUCAGGAAGAGAUCAAAAGGGUUAGUAAACUUCCUUCAAACAGUGUUUAUGCAGUUCACCGUCUCAAGGUUCUCAACAAAAUCAACGAACUUUUAUCUGUCCAAAGAACCUUGUCGCAAGAGAAGGAGUUAGAGCUGCUCUUCACACAGCUCUCUCUGUAGGAGAAAAAAGCCAGAGUUGUUGUCUGAAUAACGGUUGAUCAAUUGGGUUUUACGAAUGUCAAUCUAAGCAACAAGUUAGUUCCUCAAUAUAUACCUUGGUGGAUAUGGGGUUUACUUGUAUGCAUUUAGUUUUACUUAAGACAUGUGUGUGUAUGUGUGUGGCACUUAGUGGUGUCUUUGUCUUUGACCAUUAAGAUCAGUUUCAGCUUUGCAGUCGAGUGUUUUUGUUUUUGUUUUUGUUUUUGUUUUUGCUUGGGUUUUUGAAAUUUGUUAAUAUUUUUAA